CUGGGAACUGUAGUGUUCGUGAGACAGCUCUGGUGCCACAAUAAACUACAGUUCCCAGGAUUCCCCAGCACUGAUCCAGGGCGGUUAAUAAAGAGGUCUGUGUUUCGACAUGGAAGAACGAGGCGGAGAGCGAGGGUCUUGGGGUGAAAAUAUAUUGGAUUAUUUUCUAACCACCAAGCAAAUUAAAACAAGAGAUGGGGCUGAAAUCAUCUGGUAUCACAGAGCAAACAGUAAGUUACAAAUGACAGAAGCAAUAGAAAGUACUGCCCACAUGAUAGAAGCAGAUGUCCUUCUUUGUGAGGGGGACGGAGAACCAAUUAUGGCUCAUCCACCAGAAACAAGUAGUGAUAACACACUAAAGGAAUGGCUAAAUGAAAUUAAAACCACUGACAAAGGCAUCAAGCUUGAUUUUAAAAGCCUAGAGGCUGUGAAUCCAUCACUGCGGCUUCUUGGAGACAUGAAACUCAGACAGCCUGUUUGGAUCAAUGCAGACAUUAUCCCUGGACCAAAUGGAAGUAACCAAGUGGUAGAUGCAAAGAGAUUUCUAGACACAGUGACGUCAUUUUUUCCAGAUGUAACAUUAUCAUUAGGAUGGACAACUGGAUGGUUAGGUCUAAAAUGUAAUCAAGGCUAUAGUUCAGCAAUGGUGCAGGAGAUGGCAGCAAUAUGUACAGAUCUUACUCAGCCAAUAACAUUUCCUGUAAGAGCGGCUUUAGUACGCCAGUCCAUAUCUGAAUUGCAGUGGUUAUUACAGCAAUCAAAUAGAUAUACCCUGACCAUUUGGACAGGAAAACAUGAUGACUAUUCUGUAGAAGAUUUACUCGUCAUCAGAGAUAGUUUUGAUAAAUGUAGAGUUUUUUAUGAUAUCUCAGAACCACAAGAUUCUGCAUUCAGAAAGGCCAUUGGAAUGUAAAUUAUAGCAUAGUCAUAUCUUUGCUGGUAGAAAGUACUUUGGCUUGGAUUCAAAAGCUAGACUCCUGUUGCAUUAAACCAGUUUGGGCAUUGGUGGUAGGAAAGACUAGAACCACAGCAGGCAUGAAAGAUGGCAGGCAUUGGAGAAAUCAGUUGUCAUCUCCCUUCCCUUGCCAUUGCUGCAUGACCCUAGCAAAGUGCAAUUGCUAGCAUAAUGCACCAAAUUCUCACAUAGCUGUCCUUCUUUGAACAAUUCAUUUUAAUAGAAUCAGCCUUUUAUUGCUUCCCCUGCCUUCUGCGGUCUCAAGCCUUUCCAAAUUCCCUUCGCUACCUAACUGUCAUCUUUCGGCCUCUGAGGGAGAGAGUAGGCUGGCACAGUUCCAUCAGGGGCCGGCCUGAAGAAAGAGGCUCCUCCCUCCCUA
Molecule: messenger RNA, 1334 nt
Organism: Sceloporus undulatus (fence lizard)
Lineage: Eukaryota; Metazoa; Chordata; Lepidosauria; Squamata; Phrynosomatidae
Gene: FAM151B
Product: family with sequence similarity 151 member B
Exons: 6
Coding region: 110-913 (267 amino acids)
Source: RefSeq, a predicted model, not a curated record